UUCUUUUUCAUGCGGCAGGCAUCUGAAUAGGGGAGGUGUUGCCUGAGCAGCGGCUCAGACAAUAUUAGAGUGACCUAGAACUAGGCAAUAUAUAAAGAGGCGCAGUUGGCGCGUUGUCUCAAUUCAAGUUUUUCGGGUGAAACAGAUGACGAAUUUAAUUGACAAACAUACAAACGUUCGGGUGAGCUCUGUGCUCAACCGAGACGUUAGUAAUUUCGGCAAGAAGCACCUUACUGACGGUCGCCCAGACACCUGUUGGAAUUCGGACCAGGGAACUCCUCAGUGGAUAUGUCUAGAUUUCUCAACUCCUGUUGCGCUGUCUGAAAUUCAUCUCCAGUUUCAAGGCGGAUUCGCUGGGAAAGAAGUGCGCGUCGAAGCUGCCAGUUCCGGCGCGACAGCCUGUUGCCGCAUUUUCCCCGAAGAUAGCAAUGGCUUGCAAAAGUUUACAUUGGAGCUGGACAUCCCAGUGGAAAGGAUGCGGAUAGUUUUCUGCUCAAGCACAGACAUGUUUGGGCGGAUUGUACUGUAUCAUCUGGCUGUUUGUGGGAAAAAAUGCAAUUCCGAGAGCAAUUCGCUGGACUGACUGUGCCCAAUAAAUUAACAAUAUUUUCCAUCAACA
Messenger RNA from Rhipicephalus microplus (southern cattle tick), 619 nucleotides. RefSeq lists its product as uncharacterized. NCBI's taxonomy places the organism in Eukaryota, Metazoa, Arthropoda, Arachnida, Ixodida, Ixodidae. The record is from RefSeq and is a predicted model, not a curated record.